AUGGACAGACGACUGAGCAGGGCCAAUUGGUCCACCAAGAACGCGAAAAAGACGUUCACGCCGGCGCAGAUCUCUGCUCCGAUCAUAGAAAAGGCUUCUGCCGCGCCCUCCGCGCCCGCGCAGAAACAGUCGCCGAAACUGAAACGGCCGCACAAGAUCGACAAUAGCGGUGUCAACAGGCGGUUUUCGGUGAAGCUGAACCCGCAGGAGGCACAGGCGGCCCAGAAGUUUGCGCUGUCGCAGUUUCCCCUGCUGCCUGAAGGAGCUGAGGCCGCCGUGAGCGAGGCUCGCCAGCAAACUGCAAUGGACUCGAGUGCGCUAUUGACAGAUCUGUCCGCCGAGUCGUUCGACGCUGUGCCGUAUGUGCAGGGGUAUCUCAAAGACGCGAACGCCACAAAGAUCGACCAGUUUGCGCGCGACCUGAGCGACCUUUCGUCGUCCAACGACGGCGACGUCAAGCAUACCAUCACACAGUCAUUUAACCAGGUGCUCACUGUUUCUCGCACCAUGAUCGAGGCAGAGGGUGUGCUGGAGGAGCUGAAGGGUCCUGCGAUGAAAUUGAACGAGAUUUUGAGCUUGCAGGCCGAGGAAGCUCAGGAGAAAAUGGAAAAUGGCAGCAACAAGGACAACAGACGUAGUGUGCUAUUGCUGGAGAAGAAGUGGGCCUCGAACCUCAAUUCGCUGUUCAAGGAGGUGGAAGGUGCGCAGAAAUUUGUUUCUGCAGUCCCAGGCCGCCACGUCGUGGCAGAUGUCGCAUCUGCGCGCUGCGAAGGACGAGCUUGCCAGCACGAUGGAGCUGGAAAAGGCCAAACAGAAGGAUCUGACAGAGAGCGUGAGCAGGCUCUCUGUGACGCACGAGAGAUUAAGCAAGAACUCCGACUACCUGCACGAUCUGACGACAAAGCUGAACCACCGCAGGUCGCGGUCGUUGGACCUGAACGACAAGAACUCGACGCAGAACUUGAACACUGUAGACGAAGGGCUGAUGAACAUAGAGCUAUACAUUGGACACCACAAAUACGUGGAGGCCGUUGGUUUCCUGACCCGUGUGAGCGACCAGAUCGACCGGCUGCAGAACCAGAGUCCCGACGAGCAGUUUGCGUUGCUCCUCAAGCUGAAGAAGCUCAAAUGGGAGAACCUCAAGGAGAAGCUGGUGAAGCUGCUGUCCUGGGAGAUCAGCAACCCGCUGAGCUCGAGCAGAGAGAUCACGGAGACGGUGGACCUGUUCCAGAUGAUUGA
Messenger RNA from Ogataea angusta, 1239 nucleotides. RefSeq lists its product as uncharacterized. The record is from RefSeq and is a predicted model, not a curated record. The coding region runs from base 1 to 1239 and encodes 412 amino acids. Lineage: Eukaryota; Fungi; Ascomycota; Pichiomycetes; Pichiales; Pichiaceae. The transcript has 2 exons.